This is a messenger RNA of Schistosoma intercalatum, 234 nucleotides long. The record is from the annotation of a GenBank genome assembly. Lineage: Eukaryota; Metazoa; Platyhelminthes; Trematoda; Strigeidida; Schistosomatidae.
AUGUCAACAAAACUUUUACUCUGGAUAACAAUCACUUUGUAUGUUUUCAUUUGGCAAACAAUCGAAGCAAGUAAAACUAAGUCAAAUGAAAUUUGUUCCACAUCUCAAAUCAGUAGAAUCCGCUACUCUAUAGAAACCAUGGAGAAUAUAUUAAGUCAGUGUGAGGAUGCAACAUUUGCUGGUGCGUACGCUAAACGUGGUCCAGAACCAUUAUGGGUAGUAGAAACUAAAUGA